Messenger RNA from Sclerotinia sclerotiorum 1980 UF-70, 543 nucleotides. RefSeq lists its product as hypothetical. Lineage: Eukaryota; Fungi; Ascomycota; Leotiomycetes; Helotiales; Sclerotiniaceae. The record is from RefSeq and is a predicted model, not a curated record. The coding region runs from base 1 to 543 and encodes 180 amino acids. Gene Ontology annotation, cellular component: mitochondrion. The transcript is spliced from 3 exons.
AUGUUCGCCCUCAGGAGAAAGGCGGUUCAAUCUGCCGACCGAGUUGGAAAAGUAACUACUCGAGUUUCGCGACGAUGGGCAUCUGCAGAGCAUGGAAAGACUGGUCAUGAUAACCACCAUUCCGCUGGAUCAAGUACAGACCAUGGGCAUCAUCAUGCUGGUCCAAAAAACGAGUCGUUCGGAACUGGGUUCUUUGUUGUUCUCGCGGCUAUCCCCAUCUCGAUCGGAGUGUAUCAAUACGCCCAACCAUCUGCCGAUGGAACUCCCUCCGGCCUUACGAAGCUGAUUGACAGCUAUUCAUACUAUACGGAGAAAUGGGCCGCAAGAAAUGCCCUACACGUUUCUAUGCUCGAACAAGCUGCUUUCGACCGCAACCUUUUUCAGAGUGAUACAGGCAGUGCACAUGUCAAUCUAAGAUUCCCCGAACAAUUUAAUACAGGAUCCCCUUGGAACGUACCAGCAGGUCAUAGAGCUAGAGACAUGGAACAGUUGGUAGCGCAUUAUGAGAAGUUCAACAAGGAAAACGAAGAUAAGAAGCGUUGA